AUGAAGCUACCGAGGCAGGUGCGGAGAGCCGCAGCUCCUGACCUGUUUGCGCUUCGGCCCUUUCUAAUCUUGCCCCAUGUCUCCGCGUCCACUACGGAGCCGACUGGCACCAGGGCACCUCAGGACCCUGCCCAGAGGCACAGAAAGGUGCACCCCACCACCAUCCUGCUCCGCAAGUCGGAGAGCAGCCAGGCCGCCCUGGUGCCCCAGGAGCACAAGAUGUUCAUGGAGGAAGCCUACAACGCCGCCAUCUGCUUCAAGAUGCUGCGGGAUGCGAGCAGCUCAGACCCGCUGCACCUGAAGUACGUCAUCAAGAAGGUCGCGAACAUGGCCCGGGGGGCCCCAGACUUGGUGCUGGAAACCAUCCAUGACUACUUCAAGGACAACCCGGAGAUCCCCUCCCGGCACACGUUCCGGCUGCUGCAGGUGCUGGAGGCGGUCAUAGGAGCCAGCGACUGCCUGGAGGAGACCUGGGAGAAGUCCUUCAUGGAGCUCGCCCUGGAGAACAUGACCAAGAACACGGAGCUGGAAGACACGUACCAGGACGCGGCCGGCGACGUGCUGGUGGCCCUCUGCAGGCACUCAUGGCGGGCCGUGGCCCAGCACCUGGAGACGGAGCUGCUGACGGGCGUCUUCCCGCACCGCAGCGUCCUGUAUGUCCUGGGGGUGCUGUCCUCCGACGAGGAGCUGUUCACCAAGGAAGACAAGGCAAGCUGGGAGGAGAGGCUGACCCAGAUGGCCACCAAGUCGGUGUCAUUCCUGAACUCCGAAGUGUGGUCCAAGGAGCUGCUGCGGGCGCUCACCAAGCCCAGCCAGUCCCAGAAGGAGCAGUCCCCGGAGAAGGACUUCCUGUUCACCUACUACGGCCUGAUCCUUCAGGCGGAAGAGAGCGGCCUCACCGUCAGGACGCACCUGCAAGGCCUCCUGGAAACCUCCCACCAGUGGCCCAAGCAGAGGGAGGGCAUGGCUCGCACCGUGGGGCUGGCCGCGGCCCGACACCUGGACGAUGUCUGGGCCGUCCUGGACCAGUUUGGCCGGAGCACGCGGGUCAAGUGGAGCCUCCACCUGUUCUCCCUGAAGAGCUCGGAGGACCUGCGCUGGAAGUGGGCGGGCAGCACCAUCCUCCUGGCCUACGGGGAGGUGGCCGCCAAGGCCAAGGCCCACAUCCUGCCCUGGGUGGACAACAUCCUCUCUCGGAUGAUCUUCUACUUCCACCACAGCUCCUGGGACGAGACGCUGAAGCACAGCUUCCUCACGGCCAUGCUGAUGCUGGUGGGGGCCAUCAGCCGGAGCGAGGGCGCCCACAGCUACGAGUUCUCCCAGACCUGCGAGCUCCUGGAGUGUCUGAAGGUGUUGAUGGAGAAGGAGCCGCAGGACGCGCUGUGCACACCGAGCCGCUGGCAGACCCUGCACCUGAUCGCCAGCCUCUGUCAGCUGAGGCCGCCCAUAGGGCUGGAAAGGAAGUCGCGGCUGCUGUCCGUCUGCCUCCGCGCCGUGUUUGCGCUGCCGCCGCUGGACGCCCUGCAGAAGCACUCCUGCCUCUUCCUGGAGCCGCCCGACAUACAGGUGCGCCCCCAGCGCCCGCCCCCAGCCCAGGGGGGCCUCUCCCCGACCCCCAGCCCCCUACACACACACACACACACCUGUUCAGCCCUGCUCAGCCAGACCACGGAGGCGCUGGACGGCAUGCUGCAGGGCUUCCUGGUGCAGAGCCCCUCGGCAGAGGAGCUGCACUUCCUGCUGUCGCACAUGUACAUCUGGAUGGCGUCGGAGAAGGAGCACGAGCGACAGCGGGCCGUGCGCAGCUGCGUGGUCCUCCUCGAGUUCCUGAACCGCAGCCUCCCCCUGGACCCGCAGCAGGGCCUGAAGCGCGCCGGGCAGCUGGCGGGCGUGUUGGGCAUCCUCUGCCAGGACCCGGACAAGACCGUCCAGAGCUGCGGCCUGCAAGGCCUGGGCCACCUCUACCAGCUCCUGCUGCGCCAGAGAAAACCUGAGGCCGCCCCAGCCCUGCCCUGCCCCCCGCCACCUGGAGAAGCCGCUCAGGUUGCAAUCCAGACCCAGAGGGAGCUCCUGCCACCCGGUGUGCAUGGGGGCCCGCCCUGGAGCAGCGCGGACCAGCGUGCCGGCCCCCCGGGCUCCCCGGACAUCAAGGGGCUGAUGGAGCACCUCACGGUGAUGGAGCUCACAGACCUCGCCUGGACGGCCAUCGACGGCCUGGGCUCCCCCAGCCCCCUCCGCGCCCAGGCAGCCGCCCAGAUGCUGUUCUCUGUCAUGAAGGAGCACGGGGCCAAGCUGGAGAGGGUGGCCAACAUGGGCCGUGCCAUCCACCUCCGCCUCUGCUCUGUGCCCGCCUCCCAAGCCAAGGACGCGGCUCUGCAGGCGGUCACCCAGCUGGCCCGCAGCCACACGCCCCAGCUGGUGACUGCCUUCCUGGACUUCUCCCAGCCGCUGGACAGCCACGCCGUCCGCCUGUGGAGGGCCCUGGGGGCGGAGCAGGCCCUGAGCCACAUGGUGCUGAAGGCGCUGCUGGCCUGGCUGAAGGAGCGGCCACUGCCCACCAGGGCCGGCGAGGCCGGGCCCUGCAGCUCCGAGAAGCCCUACCUGCGCUCGCUGGCCGCCAUGAACACACUGCACGAGCUCCAGUUCACCAGGGAGUUCAAGGUCGCCAUGCGGGAUGCCUACCCCCGGCUCCUCCUGGCGCUGCUCACCCAGACGCACUAUGUCUUGGAGUUGAACCUGCCCGCGGAGCCCCAGCCGGGGCAGCAGGCCCAGGAGACGGCGGCGGCCAGUCCCCAGAGCGCUCUGCUUGGCCGCAGCACGUCCGUGGAGGCCCUGAGGAGCCUGCUCUCCACCACGGGGCACUGGCACGACUUCGCACACCUGGAGCUGCAGGACGCUUGGGAGCACUUCGCCUCCAUCCACACCUACGCGAAGGGCGUCGGCCUCCUUGCCAGGGCCAUGGUGGAAAACCAGUGCCCGCAGCUCAAGUCGGUGCUGGGCCAGCUGCUGCCCAGGCUGCAGAGCCAGGAGGAGCGGGAGAGGAAGGCGGCCAUCCUCAUCUUCACUGAGUUCCUCCACAGCCCAGCACUGCUGGAGGUGCUACCCAGACAGGCCGCCCUGAACGUGCUGGCCCGGGGGCUCCGGGACUCCAGUGCAGCCGUGCGCGUGUGUAGCCUGCAAGGCUUUGGCAACAUCCUUUUCCACCCUGAGAAGGGAACCCUGCUCCGCGGGCAGCUGCCGCCCUUCCUCGACGGCUUCUUCCAGAAGAGCGAGCCGGUGGUGGUGCGCGUCAUGGCCACCGUGUCGGACGUGCUGCAUCGCCUGGGCCGGCACGGCGCGGGCGCGCAGAGCCUCGGCGUCGCCAUCAACGCGCGCUCUUUCUUCGACGACGAGCGGGACGGGAUUCGGGCGGCGGCCAUGGCACUGUUUGGGGACCUGGUGGCAGUGAUCACAGGCCAGGAGCCGAAGGGGCUGCGCAGCCAGGUGUACCAGAGCAUGGUGCCCCUGCUCCUGCAUCUGAAGGACCAGUGCCCGGCCGUCGUCGUGCAGGCCAAGUUCGCCUUCUACCGCUGCGCCGUGCUGCUUCGCUGGCGGCUGCAACACACCCUCUUCUGCACGCUGGCCUGGGAGCGCGGCCUCAGCGCCCGCCACUUCCUCUGGACCUGCCUGAUGACGCGCGGCCAGGAGGAGUUCAGCAUCCACCUGGCGCAGGCCCUCAGCUACCUGCACAGCUGCCACCAGCACAUCAGGACCUGGGCUGCGCUCUUCAUAGGUUACACCGUCUGCUACCACCCCCAGGCCGUGGCGCAGAUGGUGAGCAAAGGGGACUCACAGCUGCUGCUGCGAGCCUUCGAAGACCUCAGGGAGGACCCCGAGCCGGGCAUCCGGGAGUUCGCCACCAGCCAGCUGUCCUUUCUCCACAAAGUGUGCGCCAGGCCCCAGUGA
Molecule: messenger RNA, 3945 nt
Organism: Lepus europaeus (European hare)
Lineage: Eukaryota; Metazoa; Chordata; Mammalia; Lagomorpha; Leporidae
Product: maestro heat-like repeat family member 5
Exons: 31
Coding region: 1-3945 (1314 amino acids)
Cellular component (GO): cytoplasm
Source: RefSeq, a predicted model, not a curated record